Bursaphelenchus xylophilus (pine wood nematode) is the source of this 966-nucleotide messenger RNA. Lineage: Eukaryota; Metazoa; Nematoda; Chromadorea; Rhabditida; Aphelenchoididae. The record is from the annotation of a GenBank genome assembly.
AUGUCCAGCAAAGCCGCAAUAACCUUUGCGGCCUCCGCCUCGGCCGUUGCAAUCAUUGCUUCUUUGGUCACUUGCGGCCUCAUUCUGCGAGAUAUAAACUCUUUGUUCAGCGAAAUCAUGGAAGACAUCAGUGAUUUCCGCGUGACCAGCAACGACGCUUGGCAGAACAUGUUAUUUUACAGUCAACAGUCACUGCCAUCUCCAUCGUUCUCUCAUCUCGUUGGCAGGAACAAACGUCAAGCCGAAUGCGGCUGUGGUGCGCAGCCAGCGUGUCCCGCCGGCCCUCCAGGCCCUCCAGGAACUCCGGGGACUCCCGGAGAAGAUGGAACGGACGGCGAGCCCGGGCAGGCCGGAACAGUUGGAGUGGAGCUUGCGGAGCACUUGGAAGCCGGCUGUGUUCAAUGUCCUGCAGGCCCUCCGGGUCCAGCCGGACCUGACGGCCCCGUAGGACAGCCUGGAGAUGACGGAGCACCGGGUGAAGCUGGUUUUCCUGGACAACCCGGAUUGCCUGGAGAAGCCGGUCCAGCAGGCGAUGCCGGAAACGAUGGGGCUCCUGGCAAUCCCGGAACACCCGGGCCGCCUGGGCAAGACGGCCAACGAUCAAGUCCGCUUCCAGGCCCGAAGGGUCCAGCUGGCCCGGCCGGAUCGCCAGGAACGCCAGGACAAAAUGGCUCAUCUCCUCCAGCGGGACCUCCAGGCCCUCCUGGACCUCCUGGUUUCCCUGGCGCUCCGGGCCAAGAUGGUCAACCUGGACAACCGGGAACUGACGGGACACCGGGAGCACCCGGACAAGAUGCUGCGUAUUGCCCGUGCCCGGCGAGAACUGGUACCGCCGCCGCUGGGAAUGGAUAUAGUGGAAAUGCUGCGCCGCCAUCUGGAUUCAAUAAACCAGCAGCAGCGGGGAACCAGGGAUAUAAGAAAAGAAGAAGAAUAAGAAGAAGAAGAAAGUACCGAACUCAGGGAUGA